Messenger RNA from Moesziomyces antarcticus, 1146 nucleotides. RefSeq names its product cysteine synthase. Gene Ontology annotation, cellular component: cytoplasm. The transcript has a single exon. Bases 1 to 1146 code for a protein of 381 amino acids. The record is from RefSeq and is a predicted model, not a curated record. Lineage: Eukaryota; Fungi; Basidiomycota; Ustilaginomycetes; Ustilaginales; Ustilaginaceae. Gene Ontology annotation, molecular function: cysteine synthase activity.
AUGGCAGCUGCUCUUCCGAGGUCAUUCGCGGGCUUCGCCCGCGCUUCCGUCCGUGCGCUGCACAGCUCGAGCCGCUCGGCCGCUUCGACCUCGACGCUGUCGCCCGUCGCCGCCGCACACAUGCGCCCCGUCAACGGCUUUGUCGGUGCCGUCGGCAACACGCCGCUCAUCCGUCUCAACAAGAUCAGCGCCGAGACCGGCUGCGAGGUGCUCGGCAAGGCCGAGUUCAUGGAACCAGGAGGAAGCGUCAAGGACCGCGCUGCCCUCUACGUCGUCAAGGACGCCGAAGAGCGCGGCCUCAUCAAGCCGGGAGGCACGGUCGUCGAGGGCACCGCCGGCAACACCGGAAUCGGCCUCGCCCACGUCUGCCGCUCCAAGGGCUACAAGUGCGUCAUCUACAUGCCCAACACCCAGUCGCAGGAGAAGAUCGACCUGCUCCGCAUGCUCGGUGCCGAAGUGUACCCCGUCCCUGCCGUCGCCUUUGACAACCCGGACAACUACAACCACCAGGCAAAGCGACACGCCGAGCGCCUCGACAACGCCGUCUGGACCAAUCAGUUCGACAACACGGCCAACCGUCAGGCCCACAUCGAGACCACCGGCCCCGAGAUUUGGGACCAAACCGACGGCAAGCUCGACGGCUUCACCUGCGCCACCGGCACCGGCGGUACCCUGGCAGGUAUCACCAGCUACCUCAAGGAAAAGAGCGGCGGCAAGGUGCAGUGCUGGCUCGCUGACCCACCCGGCUCGGUGCUUCACUCCUACAUCCAGACCAAGGGCAAGCUCAUGGACCGUCAGGGUGGAUCCAUCACCGAGGGCAUCGGCCAGGGCCGUGUCACCGAAAACCUCAAGCCAGACAUCGAGAAGCUCGAUAACUCGAUGCACAUCCCAGACGAGGAGAGCAUCGCCAUGGUCUACGAGCUCUUGCACGAGGAGGGCAUCUACGUCGGUGCCUCGUCGGCGCUCAACGUGGUUGCCGCCAAGAAGAUGGCGCAGCAGCUCGGCCCCAACAAGACCAUCGUCACCAUCCUCUGCGACGGUGCGUACCGCUACCAGGCCAGGCUCUUCUCGCGAAAGUGGCUCGAGUCCAAGGGCCUCGUCGGGGCCAUCCCUGACAGCCUGCAAAAGUACAUCGUUCUUCCAUGA